Paramisgurnus dabryanus is the source of this 3599-nucleotide messenger RNA. RefSeq names its product F-box and leucine-rich repeat protein 3a (gene fbxl3a). The record is from RefSeq and is a predicted model, not a curated record. Gene Ontology annotation, molecular function: protein binding. Gene Ontology annotation, cellular component: mitochondrion. NCBI's taxonomy places the organism in Eukaryota, Metazoa, Chordata, Actinopteri, Cypriniformes, Cobitidae.
AGGCACUAAACAACAACAUCGCCAUUUUCAGCGCUGGAAGGGAGGCGGGGACGCUGAAAAUCUCCCGCGGCACAGUGCAGAAGUAGGUCAACCAACAAUAUCGCAGAGACGUAUGAACACACAGUCGAAAAAACAACAAAUAACUGAAGAAAUUGCGCCUCGUCCUCCGAUGCGUCUGUUCUUAUUCGGUCUGAUGUUUUCAUUGUCGGGCCCUGGUUGACAUUCAGGCGAAUAAUCUGAGGAUUUUUUGUAAUUUUCCACUUCUUCCGAGCGAGACAUACGACUGUAACACGCAUAACAGAAAUGAAACGGUUAAGCAGAGACAGAGAGGGCAGUAGCUCAUCGUGUGAGGGGCUGAUGGAGUCCUGCAAGAGGAUCAAACAGCUCGGUGAAGACGUUGAAGAUCCGAUGUGCGACUGGACUCGACUGCCCCAGGAGAUCCUGCUUCACAUCUUUCAGUACCUGCCGCUGUUGGAUCGUGCCUUUGCCUCCCAGGUUUGCCGUGGCUGGAAUCAGGCUUUCCACAUGCCAGAGCUGUGGAGGUGCUUUGAGUUUGAGCUCAAUCAACCUGCCAGUUCUUACCUGAAAGCCACGCAUCCUGAUCUAAUAAAGCAAAUCAUUAAGAGGCACUCCAAUCAUCUACAGUACGUCAGCUUCAAGGUGGACAGCAGCACAGAGUCAGCAGAGGCAGCGUGUGAUAUUCUGUCUCAACUCGUCAACUGUUCAUUGAAAACACUUGGGCUCAUCUCAACAGCACGACCAAGCUUCAUGGAGUUACCAAAGUCCCACUUCAUCUCUGCACUAACAGUGGUGUUUGUUAACUCCAAGUCUCUUUCAUCUCUGAAAAUUGAUGACACACCAGUGGAUGAUCCUUCUCUCAAGGUUCUGGUAGCCAACAACAGCGAUACACUUAAGCUCUUAAAGAUGAGCAGCUGUCCACACGUUUCUCCUGCAGGUAUCCUGUGUGUCGCUGAUCAGUGUCACGGUUUGAGAGAACUGGCCCUCAACUACCACUUACUGAGCGAUGAGCUGCUCCUGGCGCUGUCUUCAGAAAAGCACGUGCACCUUGAACAUCUGCGCAUAGAUGUGGUGAGCGAGAACCCCGGUCAGCAGUUCCAUACCAUCAAGAAAAGCAGCUGGGAUGCCAUGGUGCGCCAUUCACCCAAAUUCAACCUGGUCAUGUACUUCUUCCUGUACGAGGAUGAGUUCGGCCCAUUUUUCCGCGACGAGAUACCCGUCACGCACCUGUACUUCGGCCGCUCGGUCAGUAAGGAGGUGCUAGGCCGCGUCGGCAUGAACUGCCCACGACUGGUGGAGCUGGUGGUGUGUGCCAACGGUCUGCGGCCACUGGAUGAGGAGCUGAUCCGCAUCGCUGAGCGCUGCCAGCACCUCUCAGCCAUCGGAUUGGGCGAGUGCGAGGUCUCCUGCAGCGCUUUCGUGGAGUUCGUGAAGAUGUGCGGCCGGCGUCUUUCUCAGCUGUCUAUUAUGGAGGAGGUUCUUAUCCCAGACCACAAAUACAGCCUGGAUGAGAUCCACUGGGAGGUGUCCAAACAUCUGGGACGUGUUUGGUUUCCAGAUAUGAUGCCCACCUGGUGAAUUUCAUCAGUCAAAAGAAAGGCUGUCAGACUGAGACACACGUUUGUUGAUUUGGACUAAAUGGAAAAAAAUCACAGCUGUUGUAAAUUCUUACACAAGCUUUGUUGUGAAGAGUCUCAUAAAAACAUGUCUGGGUUUCAUUUCAGACAAAAAUCCAAAGAAAAAAUAUAUUUUGCAUAAUGAAGGCUAAGAACCAGAGUCAGAAUAAGCUUUUAUGCAAAGUAUGCUCAUGCACACACACAUAAUUUGGCUUUGUACAGAAGCUUUCAGUGCACAGAGAAUAAAAAGAUACAGAUAAUAAUAUGAACUGUAUACGUAUAGAGUAUGUACAUUUUCUCCCAAAUUUUUGUUGUCAACAUUAUAAACAGUACAACGAAACUACAAUGAUUAGAAAACAAUGUAUACUUGAAUAUUUUUACUAGGUAAAUUAUUUCAUCAUUUGAUUGUAUGACCCAGACAUGUCCUAAAAAGGUCUUGUUCCCUCUUAAAGUAGAGCAUAGCUAUACUACACUAAACAAAGUAAUUUAAUGAGUUCAGUGAGAGUCACUUUAUGUAUUUAGAAUCACAUUCUCCAUUCUCAGCAUCUAUUUACAUAUUAUUUACUGAGCUGUGCUGUAACUUUUAGUGCAGGGCACUCAAAACAUCUCUAAGAGUUGAAGUAUAACAGUUAAAGCAUUGUAAAGUAAGCUAAUCGUUUACAUUUAAAUCACAAAAUGAGAAUCACAUUUGGAUUACAGUACUGUAAGUACACUUAUAAUGGCAAUGAUCGCAUUCUUUGUAGAUAAUGAACAGUAUUUUUUGUGAAAUACACAUUUUAUAUUAAUAUAUGGUAUCACUGUAGAAAUUCCUUGUUGCACUUGAAUGUUUAAGGUUAAACAACUUGAAUUAAUAAAUAAUAAGUUAGAAGUUGCUAUAAAAAAUAAAUAUAAAGUUGUAAUAACUUAAGCCCAUUCAACAUUCAUUUUUGAAUGGGCUAUAUAUUGUUGGAAAGGUCUAAGAAUGUAAUUUUAAUAUUUCAAAACCUUUUAGCAGUAAUAAUGCGCAGUAACUGUAAUUUAAUAAUUUGUGACAAGAGUAUGCAGCAAACCAACACAAAUCUCUUUUUUUUAAUAAUUUUACUUAUAAAAGAUUAUUAUAUUGCAUUAUUUUUAUUUAUUACAAUAAAUUUAAACUGCUAUAACAAAUUUCUUAAUAUUUUUAAAAAAUAUAUUUCUUUAAAACGAUACCAAAUUUAGGCUUCUAGACCUGAAAAAUUUGAUAUUAAUUUGAAGGGAUACAUCACUUAUGCCCCCCAAUCAAAAAGGGCUCUCCAGGUAAAGGGUUAAACUUAAAAAUGUAAGCGCAACAAUGAAUAUUUUUACAGUAUACACACAUUUGUAUAUAAUGAAUAAUAUUCACCUAAUUGAAAUACUUGGUAACGAGUUAAAAGAGAACAAAAACAAAUUGUUUUGCAGCAAAGAGAAUAGUAGAACUGAAAUGUAAAAUAUAGAUGGGUUGGGUAUGUUUGAGUUUGUCAGAGUGGCCCGACACAUACAGAUGUGUCCAUAAAAUGGAAAAGAGAAAAAAAUGUUGAUAGAUUUCUAUUGGGUUGCAUCAAGAAUGUUGUGAGACUUGGCCAUUGCAUAAGUGAUAAAUUAUUAUGAGAUUCAAAAAUGGAAAUAAUUGUAAAACUGCCCAGACCUAACUGCAUUAAAAUGCACCUUUGUUUCAAUUUAACUAUUGGAGUGGAUAAGUUUUCCUUUAAGAAGGAAGCCCCAUAUGUUUGUAUAUAUGCUGUGUGUUUCAAAUAAAUAGAAACUUCUCUUGCUUCCUCUGUGAAGGUUUAUAUAUUGUUUCUGUGCUGAUCUUAUUGAGAUGAGUGGGAAUAUUUCCUAGAUGGAUCUUUGUACCCUUGUAAUUAGAUUUUAUCAGCAGUGUAAUUUAUUGAUAUGCUUUAUAUUAACGCUUUAACUUUGGCUCAGAUGCUUCUUGUUGAUUUAUAUGUCUAUAUUAAAAAAUUAAAA